AUGACACAAGCAAUUACGGACGAACCACCAGCGCCGCGGCAGGAGCUGGUGGAAGCCGCACUCCAGCACUCAGUCAUCCCCGACGAGCGGCCUCUUUCGACCUUUGAGCGAGUGAUCACAACCCAUGCGCCCAUUCUGGAAUCGCUCCUCCUCCAGAUCCCAACCGACACCCUCAUCAAACUCUACCACACCUCUCAUUACCUGCGGUCAUUCCUCCGAUCAUACCCAACCGCAUGGAAGUCCCUCUCAUUUCGUCUGCUCUUCCCGUCGGGUACCCUCCCAGCGACCCGGAUUAUCGUAUCGGGGCUGUCCGAGCCGAUUACGCAUCGCCAGUCGCGUCCCUACGCGCUUGACCAAUUGCUAAUGAACAUUGUGAUCCCCUUCAGCGGUUGCUUGAAGAGUCUGACGUUGGACAACACAGCAGUGUCGGGACAGAUUCUGAUUUCGACCGUGUUGCAUUCUCGCCGGGAGACAUUGGAGCACCUGUCCGUUCGGGGAUGCAAGAAUGUUUCCCUCAAAUACCACGUCAUCCCAUACCUGACCAUGUUCGGGCUACAGUAUGACGUGGACAUGGAAAAGAGCAUCGGGACCUCUCCCUCAACAAAGCGACUGGCCCUCAAGAGUCUCUAUGCAUACAGAUGCCGUCAUCACCGCCGCAGGCCGUAUCUGUCUUCUUCUCUCGUACGCAAGGAUUCCGACUCGGAGCCGACGCACGAGCUGGUCAAUCUCUGCCACAAGCUAGGGAUCUGGACCGACACUGCCUGGUGCACCACACCCGCCGGCAGGUGUUUUCGCAGGCGCGGCUAUGUGUCGAUGAGAGUACCGCAAGGAUCACCCGAAGUAUGGGUGGUCUUUGAUCGACUUUGGAGAUCAAAAAACUGGAUUGGACCCAUCGACUCGCGGGCUGGUGGGACUCGGGUGCGUGACGGCAAGCUGUGGGAAAACUGCGACACUGGAAAUUACGGUGAACCAUUGGGGACAGGUGAAGGAUCUGACCUGGGCGAGGGCAAGCUCACGCCGACACAUCUGCGCCGCAGUCACACCCAAUUUGUCGAAAACGUUCGCUGUGACCACUGCUUCGAACCCGUCUCCGAACGGUGUGAGCAAUGCAGUAUCUUGAUGCAUUGCGUCGGUUGCCGCAGGACUCUUUGCGCCAGCUGCGCCUACGAGCGGCCCUAUCUGCACAGAGGGCAAUCAUCGACCACCACUGAGAGUGCCACUGGAAGUAGCACCGACUCCUUAUGGUGGGCUCCUGGGGCGACCCACUCUCCCAGUUCGAUGCAGGACCCCGUCUCCGAUCAAGUAGACAAUAACAACAACGCAUUCCAUCCGGCACACAUGGCGCUCCAUCCGGCACUCAAGUUUCACUGGUGCUGUACAGAACCCAUCUUUUCUGGGGGAGGCGGAAUCAGCAUCGGAACCCCAAGUCGGGACGUGGAUCAGGUGCGGGCUGCGCCCCUACCUCGAAAUCAAGGGUGGGAGGAUCUUGAGUACACUGUCAGCGAAUGGAGCAAGACUUUCCCAAAAUACGCCUACGGAGACCCCGGCAAACCCGACUACUCCCUCGAAACUGGACACCUGGCGAUGAUGAAAUGGUUGCUUGGCCCACCUAAUCGCCAGGUCUCUCCGUGUCCACGCAAUCUAUGCCAGGAGUGCUACGACUCACCACAAUGGAAAGUGCACUGCAAGAGUUGCUCAAAACCUCUUUGCAUUGAGCACGAUCUUCGCGGCCUUCGCUUACGGAUCUGCGGCUACCGUGACCUAGCAUUCGAAAAGAUGACCAUCCAAAACCGCGUCGAGGCGAGCCCGCCACCAAUAUCUAUCAUUGGCAUUCGAACAGACCAACUGCCAAGCUACGACCUACCUUUCCGCACUCAACGGCUCCUCGAUUCCGCCACCAGCAGCUUUACUGAAGAUCCUCACGUCGACGGUCUGCUGGACGGGGCAGGGUCAGAGUCAAACAGUGGUGACCAUCCGACCUAUCCAGGCCUUCCUCCACGCCAUCAGUCUCGCUCCUAUUCCGCUCCAACCUCCACGCAUUCUGGUUCUUCCUCUCCAUCUUCGGUUGGUUUUGACUCGCCCUUCGAGGUUCCAAAAUGGCAAGGCUGCCAGUCCUUCUUUUGCCCCCAAUAUCGGGCCGUUGGGGACCAGCGCCAGAGAUGCCCCAGCUAUCUUCGUGAAUGCAAAAACUGCGCCGUAUUCGUCUGCCAGGACUGUGUCCACGCCAACCCGCCUUGCAAAUGCACCUACUGCGAGGAGAACUACCUAUGCCCGAACUGCACAAAAGUCCGUGCUCGCGAUGGCCUGUGCCGCCGGCGCGAGGAGGAGAAAGCGCGGCGAGAGCGCAAGUGGAAGCAAGACAUGCAGGUUUUAGAGGGCAUCCUGGAGCUGAAGGUGGCGAACGAAGUCGCCGAGUUUGCGGGCCAAUUUUUCGAGCUUAUUGACGAGCGCGACAACGACAGCGUUGUGAUCACUCCAAUUUACGACGACGUACCCCACACCGAACCAUCACCCUUACCGGCCAACAUUCCUCCUCACACAGUCGAUGUCAGUAGCGAUCUCGAGGCUUCCUUGUUCCUCGGACCCAACUACCUCGGCUCUCUUUAUGGUUCGGAGUAG
This is a messenger RNA of Penicillium lagena, 2619 nucleotides long. RefSeq lists its product as uncharacterized. The record is from RefSeq and is a predicted model, not a curated record. Bases 1 to 2619 code for a protein of 872 amino acids. Lineage: Eukaryota; Fungi; Ascomycota; Eurotiomycetes; Eurotiales; Aspergillaceae. The transcript has a single exon.